CACCAACCCAACCGCCCUUCACCAUGCGCUUUGCCAGUGUCCUCCCAGCUACGCUCGCCUUAUUCCUCGCCGCCAACGGUGCGCUGGCUGCCCCUGGCGAGGAGGGUAGAACCCCCGGCGAGCAGGUUGCUGCUGCGGUUGAGCUAGUGGCGGCCAGAUCCGAGGCAGGCGCGGAACCGCUCGAGAAGCGCCAGUGCAAUGCCAACGGAUGCAGGUGCGACAGCCGCGGCCGCCAGUUCCGGUCCUGCGGCAACUGCGUCUGGACAGACACGGGAUCGUGGGUCAUCACGGCCAAGCGCGACCUGACGCACGUCUACGAGUGCGCCCCUGACGGCGGCUGCUGUGACUAUGGGUUUGCCAACGACUGUGGUGGGACGGAUGCUAGAUGCUACUUGCAGUGAGCAAACAUGGGAGAUUCUUGGGGGGUGAUGGGGUUCUGUCUUUUUCGACCCUUGCAACAUGGGAACAUGAGACCGGACUGGAUGGCUGGUACAAUCUGCGGAAGGCGAUGUACAACAUGGAAGGGGAUGUCGGGUGUCACUCAUUGUUUAUUAGUCCACGUACAAUCUCUUAUGGGCUGUGUAGGAUGUACUACAUACCAGGGAAGGGGAAUCUCUACCAUCACUGACAGCAUUACAAGUCACCCUGACAUUUCCUGACAUUUAAGUCUGGUACAGGCGAACCGAAGGCAGCAGUAAUGACAGACAUUAUAUUAACAUCAUGGCCCACGGCGCGGGGGGGUGCCUAGCCGCGCUCAUCAUGCUCU
Molecule: messenger RNA, 766 nt
Organism: Canariomyces notabilis
Lineage: Eukaryota; Fungi; Ascomycota; Sordariomycetes; Sordariales; Chaetomiaceae
Exons: 1
Coding region: 24-401 (125 amino acids)
Source: RefSeq, a predicted model, not a curated record